Molecule: messenger RNA, 2789 nt
Organism: Bacillus rossius redtenbacheri
Lineage: Eukaryota; Metazoa; Arthropoda; Insecta; Phasmatodea; Bacillidae
Gene: cad
Product: homeobox protein CHOX-CAD
Exons: 4
Coding region: 1-945 (314 amino acids)
Biological process (GO): cell differentiation; animal organ morphogenesis; regulation of transcription by RNA polymerase II
Cellular component (GO): nucleus
Molecular function (GO): RNA polymerase II transcription regulatory region sequence-specific DNA binding; DNA-binding transcription factor activity, RNA polymerase II-specific
Source: RefSeq, a predicted model, not a curated record
AUGUGUCAGAUAUUCCCCCAGAUCUCGCACGACAGUUCCCUGGAAUGUGUUAGCCCUUCGUGCCUCUACACGUGCACUGGCGCGCGCCCAUUGGCCGCCGGGGCGCCGCCAUGUUGGCCGCACGCCCCGCCCCCGCGCGCACGCCCCGCCCCCGGCGAGCCCCGGGAGCGGCCGGCAGUCGAGCAGGCGCGGCGGAGCGGACCAGGCCUCACGCUGGACGACCACCGGGUGGCCAUGGUGUCCUACUACAACCCGCUGGCCGUGUACCGCCACCACCAGCAGCAGCAGCCGCCCCCGGGGGCGGGCGUGGGCUACCCGGCGGCGGCGGGCGCCUGGUACCCGCCGCAGCCGCAGUACGAGGAGCCGCCGCACCACCAGUGGCACCACUCGCACCACCAGCACCACCACCACGCCGUGUUCCCGCAGGCCGACUGGCCCGCCCCCGAGUACCACCAGCCGGAGGCGGCGCAGCUGCCGUCCCCCGCCGUGACCGUGUGCAGCGCCGAGCUGGCCAGCCCCGCCGCCGCCGGCCCCGUGUCGCCGCCCUGCGCCGCCCCCAGACCGCCCCCCGUGCGCAGUCCCUACGAGUGGAUGAAGAAGCCGUCCUACCAGAGCCAGCCCAACCCAGGCAAGACGCGGACCAAGGACAAGUACCGGGUGGUGUACAGCGACCACCAGAGACUGGAGCUGGAGAAGGAGUUCCACUACAGUCGCUACAUCACCAUCCGGCGCAAGGCGGAGCUGGCGGCCAACCUGGGUCUCUCCGAGCGGCAGGUGAAGAUCUGGUUCCAGAACCGGCGCGCCAAGGAGCGCAAGCAGACCAAGAAGCGGGAGGAGCUGCUGCACAAGGAGAAGCUGGAAGCAGCGCAGCAGCAGAUGCACGUGGCGCAUCACCACAUGACGAGCGUGGGCGUGCCUGGCGCUCAGCACGCGCCUGUCAUGUGACAACAACAAGACUCCAACCCUGAGCCGUGGUUCCCGCCGCCCGACGCGCUGAUGCUGUGACCACGCUCCGGCAACCCACUUUCCUCAGUGGCGCGGCAUCUGUAGGUGACGCAUGACCACAUGACGGCUGUGGGAGUGCCAGCUUCCCAUAUGAGACAAUAAGAUUCCAAUGUGAAGCAGUGGUUCCCAUCGUCCGACACGCUGCUGAUGUGACUACGCUCCGGCAACCCACUUUCCUCAGUGUCGCGGCAUCUUAAGAUGAUGCACGACCACAUGGACACUGUGGGAGUGCCAACUUCCCAAAUGAGAAAAAGGGAUUCCAAUUUGAAGCCGUGGUUCCCAUCGCCCAACGCGCUACUGAUGUGAAUACGCUCUGGCAACCUACUUUUCUCAGUGACGCGGCAUCUGUAGGUGACGCAUGACCACAUGACGGCUGUGGGAGUGCCAGCUUCCCACGUGAAACAGUAAGAUUCCAAUGUGAAGCAGUGGUUCCCACCGUCCGACGCGCUGCUGAUGUGACUAUGCUCCGGCAACCUACUUUCCUCAGUGGCGCGGCAUCUGUAGGUGAUGCAUGACGACAUGCCGGCUGUGGGAGAAUCAGCUGUCACUCAUGGGAAAACAAGAUUCUAACCUGGAUUAGUGAUCCCCAUCGCCCAACGCGCUACUGCUGUUAUCACAGUGCUUCUGCUUCCUCAGUGAUAUGCACCUGUAGGUAGUGUCUGACCACAUGACAGCUGUGGGAAUGCCAGCUCUCCUUGAUGAGACAACAACAAGACUGCAACGCCCCAUGCGUUGUUGCUGUAACCACGCUGCAGUGGGGUGGGGUUCUGUAGGUGGUGCAGGACUACAUGAAGCUGUGUUAGUCCCAGCUGCUCGUCAUGUGACAAGAGUGCUCAACCCGGAGACAUGGUUCAUGUGACUUGACACGCUGAUUCUGUGACCAUGCUCGACGUCUGUAGGGAAGUGGCAAAAAACGUUUUGUCGAUGAAUCUUUUUCCCUAUAUAAACCGAGUGAUUAUAAAAGUAACAAAUGUUUAUUAAGAAAAAAAAAUUUCUUUUACAUGUUGCUUUGAGUGUGGUACAAUUUUUGUAUUGUUAAUGCUUGACAGUUAAUUUUAUGGUUUUAUAGAUCAGCGAAGAGUUACAGUCAUUUGUACAAAACACAGAUCUUUCAGUGAAAUUUCAAUAAACACAAAGUGGUUAUGUUUUAGUGAAUAGUAGAAGAAGACCUACACGUUUCGGUUGAUAUUUUUUGUCGUGUAAAACUCUCUAACCAUCAAAACAAUGCUGUUUGUUAAAGCAAAGGAUUUACCUAACCGUCCAUAGUUGUAAUUUUGGUUUUAUAUUUGGUUAGCAAAAAAAAACAAUAUUUUGCUGAUAUAUUGUUAUUAAAAAAGAAAUAAAUAUCUCUGUAUAAAUGCACCAAUAAAAACACCAGUGUAACUUCUCGAACUGUAAUGACUAUUGAUUCAGUGAGAAAGUGAUUCUUGCUAAACAGUUGUUAGGUUCUGGUGACAGAAGUCAAUGUGCAAGGUACGAAAAUGAAAACUUUUAGGGAUGUACGGCAACUGGAUAAUACCUGAAGGAACACGAUUAACGUUAAAGCUCCUUACUACAAGACAAUACUUUAGACCACGCACGCAUGUGAUAUUUGUGUCGUUUUAUGGGAUGUGAUAGCUGUUGUGUUUGUUAACCUGGUGAGUGAACUGUGUAAUAAUAAGUUCUGAUUUUGGCGUGCCUUGCUUUUGUUAAAUAAACACUAAAAAUGCUUACAUAAAUUAUAACGCUUAUUGUAUUUGAAUUAGGUGUCAAAUACAAGUUAAAUAAAUGGCCACAAAGUACAA